This is a messenger RNA of Tribolium castaneum (red flour beetle), 1480 nucleotides long. RefSeq lists its product as uncharacterized. The record is from RefSeq and is a predicted model, not a curated record. Gene Ontology annotation, biological process: protein polyubiquitination; ubiquitin-dependent protein catabolic process. The transcript has 3 exons. Gene Ontology annotation, molecular function: ubiquitin conjugating enzyme activity. NCBI's taxonomy places the organism in Eukaryota, Metazoa, Arthropoda, Insecta, Coleoptera, Tenebrionidae. Bases 308 to 1084 code for a protein of 258 amino acids.
CAACGAGCCAAUGAAAACUCGGCAAUGGUCGCGCGCAUGCGCACUGCCUCCAAAUCACCAGCUGUUUUGUCCAAGUCCAGCUCCUUUAUUCAUCAUCCCCGUAGAGCUGGUGAAUGAGUCGGAGUUCGAGGAAGUGACGUGCCCGUGUUCGAAUUUCCCGUGCUCGUUGUGAAGAGCAAGUGCGCGAAAAGCCGUCAGUGUGCAAGCCCAGCUCCGAUUUAUUUUGGUUUGGUGUUUAAUGGCGUCGUAGACGACAACGUCGUCAAUUGCGUUGAAUUUCCGUGGACAAUCCUGUGAUUGUGAGAAAAUGGCAACGACGAAGGCCACCAGCAGCGCCCUGCGAGCCCUCGCCGUCGAGUACAAGAGCCUCCAGGAGGAGCCCGUGGAGGGCUUCUGCGUCAAACUUGUCAACGAAGACAAUCUUUUCGAAUGGGAAGUGGCUAUUUUCGGGCCACCUGACACCCUCUACAUGGGAGGAUGUUUCAAGGCCCGAAUGAAAUUUCCACCGGAUUAUCCUUACUCACCGCCGUCAAUUAGAUUUUUAACAAAAGUGUGGCAUCCCAACGUAUACGAAAACGGGGAUUUAUGUAUCAGUAUUUUGCAUCCGCCAGUAGACGACCCCCAGUCUGGAGAACUGCCAUGUGAGCGCUGGAACCCCACGCAAAGUGUGCGUACAAUUUUACUAAGUGUGAUAUCACUCUUGAAUGAACCUAACACAUUCAGUCCCGCAAAUGUGGACGCUUCUGUUAUGUACCGACGUUGGAGGGACUCAAAGGGCAGGGAUAAGGAAUACGAGAAUAUUAUUAGGUUUGUAGGAUUUAAUUUUUUGGCGUGGGGGAAACGUUUUUUCUGUAGAAAGCAGGCGAUGGCGGCCAGGGCAGAGGCCGAACGCGACGGCAUCCAGGUGCCUCUAACUCUGGAAGAUUACUGCAUUAAAACGCAGAUUAAGCCAAACACAUCCGAUUCUCAGGUGGAAAUGACGGACUUCUAUGACGACGACUACGACGAAGACUAUGACGACCCCUCGGACGGCUCCGAGUACGCCGACGAAGACGACAAUGACAGCGGCAACGGGGAGUCGUGAUCGAGCUAAGCGUUUCGGUUCUCAUUAUUUGUACAUUUUUAGUUUAAUUUACUCUCUAAUUUUACACGCAUAUUUUUGUAGAUUGAAAAUAGAAAGUGUUUUUAAGAAUUACCUACAACUCAUUUAACGUAAAUGUGGUCAUCCUAGAUACUUUAUGUACUAUGGAAUAACGUGUUUCGUUUGUCAUAUAGUCGAUAUGAUUCAUUUGGAGUGUUGCAACAAAAAAUAUCUUGGGUGAGCUGUCAGCAAGACUGUUAAAGUACUAUGGUUGCAGUUUUUUAUUACGAUCUCAGUUUAACCACCGGUCCUUGUAUCAACUGUGUACAUAAUGAACUUACCGUAUAUUUGUCUUUGAGUAUUUUACUGUUUUGAUAAAUAAAAGUGCAACUAGUGUAA